Messenger RNA from Polyodon spathula (Mississippi paddlefish), 4674 nucleotides. It is a transcript of the gene spats2, whose product is annotated as spermatogenesis associated serine rich 2. The transcript is spliced from 15 exons. NCBI's taxonomy places the organism in Eukaryota, Metazoa, Chordata, Actinopteri, Acipenseriformes, Polyodontidae. Bases 858 to 2447 code for a protein of 529 amino acids. Gene Ontology annotation, cellular component: cytoplasm. The record is from RefSeq and is a predicted model, not a curated record. Gene Ontology annotation, molecular function: protein binding.
GGGGCGGACUGUCUUAAGAGGGAGCGUGGAAAUGACGCGCGUCGCAGGCUGAGGAGAGAGAGAGACGGAGAAGCGGCGAUAGCGGGUUUCUAUUCCCUGGACUUGUGUGAGGAAACGAAACUACGCUUGGAGCGUCACUGCAGCAGGAGUUUGCUGUCUUGCUUGUUCAAUUUUACCGGGAAGUGAACUCUUGAAGGGUGGGUUCCAGACUUUGAAGUUGCUGGUCUUCGCCGUGGAUUCUGCAGGGAACGUUGCAUUGAUUUGUUGGUCACUGCUGGCCAGGCACCCAGUGAGCUCAGAGUGGAGACCUGCAGAGCUGGUCUUUGCCCUCCAGUAGGUUGUCCGUGGUUACUGUGGAGCUCUGGGUUGACUGGCUCGGGGAUCGGAGGACGACCCUUCUCUCCGGUUGUCCUGAGCUGCAGUAGGGGUUGCUGUGGUUUCUGCAGAGCGGAGUUGAGGAUCCAGUGUGUGUGAGAGAGGACGAAGUGUCUCGCUCUGAGCUGCAGUGCAUGGCUUCUGAUUCAAGAUUGUGAGCUUCCACGGUUUGUAAUACGAGCUGCUUUUGGCAUUGCGCAGGGCAGUUCAAACGACAACCACAAGCCAACUUGAGAAGGGGGAAAAGAGGAUUUUUUUUUUUUUUUUGUAACAUUUGCUCCUACGAAACAAUAUACGAAAGUUUCAGGGCAUUAGUGACUCUGAAGCCUUUUGGAAACCCCAAGGAGUCCCAGUGACACUUCUGUGGCCUCAAUCUGGUCCUCAUCUCGGAGUGAAGGAGAGCGAGGAAAUUCGAAAGCCAGGAAGUUCAUUUAAGGAUAGCAGCAUCCUGUUGGGCGCGUGUUCAAGUUGUGGAAAGCAGAAUGUCCAAGAAACCUGCUCAGAAGGAUCCUACAGGAGUGUUUUUUGACACCCACUCCAAAAUGGUGAUGUCUCAAGGAGGAAGCUUUGAGAAAAUGAAGGAAAAGAUCGGCGCUGUGAGAGCAGUCGUGCCCAACAGAAGCAACAAUGAGAUUGUUCUGGUGCUGCAGCAUUAUGACAACUGUGUGGACCGAGCCGUGCAGUCCUUUGUGGACGGCAGCGCAGUGGAUAUCUUGAAAGAGUGGAAUGUAACUGGCAAAAAGAAGCCCAAGAAGAAGAAGAAGAAGCCCAAGCCAGCUGCAGUGUGUGUGGAGGGGCAGACUGACCUGGGACAGGCACUCAAUGGGCAGCCAUGCCAUUCCGCUUCCCAGACAGACAGGGUGAACGGUUACCAUGCCAACGACUCCCUGAACGACGGGGAGUCUGUGGACUCUCUGAGCGAGCAGCUGGACUGCGUCUCUGUGGACGCCCGGGACCUUGAGGACUUAGAGUCGGCUACACCAGAGUUGCCGGACACUACAGUUGCGGAUUUUGAACACGGCAAACCUGGAGUGGAGCUCCAGAGCCAGCCCCCUCAGCAGCCCCAUGCGUCCCGGGUUCACCAGAACCAGAGGAGCUCCAAUAAACAGCACUCCCGGACCAGCACCAGCACCCAGUCCUCCCCGGCACUCUCCCUGCCCCUCCCCGAGGACUCUCUGCACGGCAGCGCAGCCAACAAGAAACUGGCUUCCAACAUCGACAAGUCUGUGAAAGACCUGCAGCGCUGCACGGCCUCCCUCACUCGCUACCGCGUGGUGGUGAAGGAGGAGAUGGACUGCUCCAUCAAGAAGAUGAAGCAAACCUUCGCCGAGCUGCAGAGCUGCUUGAUAGACCGGGAGGUUGCCUUGUUGGCAGAAAUGGACAAAGUCAAAGCAGAAGCCAUGGCGAUCCUGGACAGCCGUCAGAAGAAGGCGGAGGAGCUGAGGAGACUGAGUGAGCAGGCCGUGGUCAUGUCUGUGGGACAGCUGAGUGAGCUCCGGGCAGAUAUAAAGCACUUUGUUAGCGAGCGGAAGUAUGAUGAAGACCUGGGGAAGGCUCUCAAGUUCACCUACGAACUGGAACCAGCUAAGAAAAGCAUCAUGACGUUUGGACAAGUGUACCAUCCCCAGACUGGGUACUCCAACCGCUCCCGCUGCAGCUCGGUCUCCUCUGCCUCCCUGUCCUCCCCGAGCACCCAGGACUGCCCGCCCUCUGUGCCCCAGGCCUCUGGGAACAGCCUCCCGAGCAGCAGCAGCAGCAGCCCUCGACAGCCCGCACAGCCCCAGAGACAGGGUUACCAAGGUAAUAGAAGGCCGGGUCAAGGUUACCAGCCUCCCGUUCAAAGGUCGAACGGGGCGUUGUACCAGGGCCGCUACGAAGACCGGAACAGAAACAUCAACAGGCCCAACUUGCGCUACCAGAACAGAGCCCCGCCCAGCACGGCCAGCCCGGCCAGCCCAGCCAGCCCUUACCCUCCCACCAACGGGACUGCGCCUCCUCGCCCCAGACAGGACCAGCCCAACGGGCUCCCCCAGCGCCCUCCCCGAACACACUGCCCUCCGCCAGGCCCCUGAGACACCAGCGAUGGAAGAAACCCAAUCGAAGUUUACAUCUUGCAGCUGUUGUGCCACUUUAGGCCCCUUUUUCUUCUUUUGAACCCCUGUCCCCUAUUGCUCCCUUCAGCUUUGGUUUGUUGCGUAUGUUUCAAUCUACAGUUAUUCACGUAAAACUACAUCUAUAUACCUUGGUACCUUUUUUGUCUAUUUUGCCUUUCCUAGUUUUUUACAACCACAAUGGAUAUUUGUAUCCAAGACUUUCAUUCUUGCAGUGUCUGGAGAACACCUCUGUACCUUCUGAGUGUCGCAUUGCAUUCAGAGAGAUAGUGGAGGUGUGUGAGGGGAGUGAACUGAUUCCAGGAUGUCUAAUGACCCACAUUCUUAAAGAAACAGCGAGGGACGUUCAUUAGCACUAACCCCUGCAGAAAAUGUCCUCGCCCCAGAUCCGAUUUCAGUGGGUCUUGAUUUGAGUGCAUUAAUUGGCCUUGCAUUCCUGCCUUUAACAGGGAAUGAAACUACCUCUUCAUUGCCUUGAACACAGAGCUGUUCUCUGCUCUCUGUCUCACUCUCUCACACACACCUCCAGGACUCGCUCACUGCACGAGGUAACGGCUCAUUGAUUUAAAUCCACAAAAACAGGACCCUUCCUGAAAUAUUCUUUCAGACCUGAGACUCCACUGUUUCAAACCCCUGAAGUGGAAGUGCAUUUAGCCACAUGGGUGGUGUUUGGAUCCAGCCGUUUCAGAUCAGUUGAAUCGCACCCUGUUCGUGUCUAUUGAAGUCGUCUUGGUAAAGGUUUGGGAUGGAUUCACUGUAGAUGGAGAGCAGGUUUAUUUUGGAAAAGGCAUCAGUUCUGGGGAGGAGUGUAUCUUGUAAAGACCCUGUGGCUCCCCCUGGUGGUGCUCCUGCAGCAGUUCAGCCUGUUGGUGUAGAACUGUGUGCCAGUCUUAGGAGGAUACUGUCUUAAAUUUUUUUUUUUUUUUAACAUUAUACUGAAGAAUAAUGUUGAGCUAGUUGUGGUUUUCUUGUAUUUUGUCUUAGCAAGUACAGAUUGGUUAAAAACUGGAGUGGCUCAAAGUGUUUGCUGUGAUUUAUAUCAUUGGGAUCAAAGACCGUUCCUGCCUGUUCAUUGUAGAGAAAUGCUGUGUAAGCAUGGCAGUAGAUGGUGUUGAUCCUUAAGGAAAAGCAUUGUUAAGACUUCAGUUCAUUAUCUGGCUCCACAAUGGAGACUCUGGUAUAGAUAAUGUAGCUCCAUGGUUCGCCUGAUGUGGCAUAACUGUUAGGGGAGUUGGAAUUCGACAGUUCGAUAAGUUAAUUAAAUCGACAGUUAGAUAAAUUAAUAAUAAUCUACAGCUGAAGUGUAAUAAAUGAAGAUAUGAAAAGCUUACAAAUUGCAAAAAAAAAGGACACAUGAACACAAACAUCUAGAAUUGCAUCAAGAAAUACUUGAACUUUCUGCUUCCUUUAGCAGACUGGGAGGAGGAGAAUUCGCUGUUCUUUUCCUCCUGUCUCCAGUGAAGCCGCUCUCACACUUCAGUGCCUUAGUUACAGUCUGCAUUGAAUUCCACUUUAUCUGUGCUGGGUAUUUCUUCAACUUGAUUGUGUUUUUGUCUGUGCAUUUAAAGUAUGGUUUUGUGGGGGGAGAAGCAACAGUAAUUCUCUUGAAGGUGUCCCUUUUUAUAUCUUUGGAACCCUUUUCAGCCCCCCCCCCCCCCUUGUUUAGUAAGCCCCUCUGGUCCAUGCUGCUUCACAGCUAUCAGAGUCCUGCAGGGCUGUCUGUGCUGGACAGCUGUAAAGAAGCAGUGUGGCACAGAAGAAAGCUCUGUAGGAGGGUGUGUGCAGCGUGGAGGAGAGGGGUCCUCUGUACUGCAGUGCUGUCAGUGAUUUUGAAAAUGUACAAGUUCAGCACUCUGGGGAAGCAGUGAACAUGGAAGCUAAUUGACAGUAGAAUGGGUUUUAAAACCGGUCCGGUUUGUCUUUCAGUGCAGAUUUGGAUAGAAAUUAUUGGGUCACAAGGAUGUGAAUUAUUAUUAUUUUUUUUUUAAAAGCUGGGGAACAAAACAAGCAUUGUAACACUAUAUUACGCAUGCCACUUUGUAAAUGAUUAGGCUCAGAACAGUAAUUGGUGACGUUCUGGUUGCCAAGUAAUGAAAAAGCUGUAAUUAGCUGUUCUGUUGUACUGCUGUGGAUCUGACAGUAACAAUAAAUAAAUAAAUAAAUAAAUAAAGCAAGCCGCAGAUAGUGA